Molecule: messenger RNA, 621 nt
Organism: Striga hermonthica
Lineage: Eukaryota; Viridiplantae; Streptophyta; Magnoliopsida; Lamiales; Orobanchaceae
Source: the annotation of a GenBank genome assembly
AUGAGGGUAAAAGUGUUCCGUAAUUUCGAUCCCAACCUUCGAACCCAAGAGAAAGUCGUCGCGUAUUCAAGCGUUGUUGUUCUACAAAAAAAACUAAGUCGAGGCCCUCCGAAAUUCACUGUCGGCCCGUUACCCAGCCCUCGCCCACUCGUCCUUUACGGUGACUGCAACCUACGCGUGGGCCUCCUGACCCAAUCUGAAGGGUCCGUUAAUGACGACGAAGCCGAAUACUUUAGGUUCAUAGUCUACACUCGCGUCCGCCUGGAGCUGCCCCUCCCAGCUUUGUACUUCAGGAACUGCAUGGAGUUAGUUGUUGUGGAGAUUAAGCACGGUAUGCUGAGGUGUGGAGACGGGUUUUUCACCGCUGGGAAAAUGAUUGGAGAGUUUAUUGCGAACAAGGUGAAUAAGGAGGAGCUGCUAAAAGAUGCAUAUGAGUGGCUGGUGAAGCAUUGGCCAUUGAUCGACAAACGAGCCUUUGGGGUGUCGGGCUCGCUAAGGUUCGAUUUGUAUGGUGGUGUGGAUUUCGGGCUGGGGAAGCCCUCGAAGUACGACGUAGUGUCGACUGAUAAGGAUAGGUCGAUGUCGCUUUGUAAAUCGAUGGAUUUCAAGGGAGUUUGCUGA